Prionailurus viverrinus (fishing cat) is the source of this 1087-nucleotide messenger RNA. It is a transcript of the gene RANGRF, whose product is annotated as RAN guanine nucleotide release factor. Gene Ontology annotation, biological process: heart contraction; protein import into nucleus; regulation of membrane depolarization. Bases 125 to 607 code for a protein of 160 amino acids. Gene Ontology annotation, cellular component: nucleus. Gene Ontology annotation, molecular function: small GTPase binding; sodium channel regulator activity; transmembrane transporter binding. NCBI's taxonomy places the organism in Eukaryota, Metazoa, Chordata, Mammalia, Carnivora, Felidae. The record is from RefSeq and is a predicted model, not a curated record. The transcript is spliced from 4 exons.
AAGGGGCGGGACUAGGGUGGUCCGGAGACGGCCGGGGCGGCGGCGAAACGCCGGAGGGGAAGCGGCGGGGCCGGACGUGGGUUUUUCGUGCAUCUCUGUAGUGCCCGAACCUAGUCCCAGGUGCAUGGAGCCCACGCGAGACUAUCCGCUGUUUGGGGGGGCCUUCUCCGCCACUCUCCCCCCCGGGGCCAUCGACGUGAGCGAUCUCCGGCCGGUCCCGAACAAUCAGGAAGUCUUCUGCCACCGCGUGACGGACCAGAGCCUGAUCGUGGAACUUCUGGAGCAGCAGGCCCACGUGCAGGGAGAGGAGGCUGCGCGAUACCACUUUGAGGACGUUUGCGGGGCGCAGGAGGCUAGGGCUGUGCAAGUGGAAACUGUGCAGCCCCUCUUUUUGGAGAACCUGGCCCUGAGGGGCUGCUGUCAAGAAGCCUGGGUCCUCUCUGGCAAGCAGCAGGUGGCUAAGGAAAACCAGCAGGUGAGGGCAGGGAAUGUGAGAUUCCUGGAGGGGGGGUGGGGUCGGGUAAGCAUCCUGACACUGAUCCCUUUAGGUAGCAAAGGACGUGACGGUGCACCAGGCCUUGCUGCGGCUGCCCCAGCACCAGACUGAUGUCCUGCUCACCUUCAGUCAGCCCCCGUAAGGAGGACAGAUAGGACACAUGGCUCAUGGCUCGGUCCCCAAGAGGAUCUGCUGGGAGGGGAGGCGCAGGGAGACUGGCUGGUGGGGUUCUCCUGGAAACAGGAGGUGGGAACUUCCAAACCCCAGGCCUGGAUGAUGUUCUCUCUCCAUCUGUUCCCCCCACCCUCAAGCCCUGACAACAGGUCAUUUCUUAGCCCUGAAAAUCUGUCACUUCUGCCCUGGAGCCUGGGUGACUUUGAACAGCUGGUGACCAGUCUGACCCUUCAUGAUCCCGGCAUCUUUGGUCCCCAGUAAAGAUCCUGAAGUACCGCGUGACGCUGCUGAAGCACAUGGGGGCCCCGUUCUGCAAGGGGAGCGAGGGUUUGGAGAUACUCCCCUAAUUCCUUCCCUGUGCAUAAACAUAAGACACCUCCUGUCUGCAGAAAUAAACUUGCUUUAUACCCAAGAUAA